UCUCCCGCUAAUUUUGACUACUGUUUAUUUUCUGAGAUUUGGAUGUAUCAGUUCGUUCAUUUUUAAUUCUAAUAAAAGAUGUCGAGCCUCAGCCAUGAUUUAAAGCGUUGGGCUGUUGAGGAACUUGAUCUGCCAUUAGCCAGACUCCCUGAUGACGGAUAUAUAAAGACGUUGUGCGUUGGUCCCGGAGCUUCCAUUUGGAAAUAUAUCACGCAGCAUGUUUAUAAAGAGAGGAAUGUUCGGGUCAUGCGGGGGAAUCUUCGGUGGUACCAAGUUUUACAAGAUGAAGAGCUGGAACAGUUAACAAAUCAGAAUACAGAAACAAGAAGACUUGAGCUUCAGAGAGAGAUUAAUGCACUUCAGACUGAACUUGCUCAACUGGACACAAAGAUCAGUCGGGUGGAGGAUCAGCUUGCUGCUGAAGAGCAGAAUGUGAACAGGAACUGGGAGGAAUUUAUGGAGAACAGGCGGAGAAGUUUGCUGUUGGAUUCCUUUAGGCAACGCUGCACUGAGGAUAGAAACUUUGUUCUAGAGGACACGCGUAUGAUUGGCACCCAUCAAUAUGCCCUGGAAGAGCUGUCCAAGAAAGCAGAAGUGAAGCAGGUGUUUGGGCCAUCCGGCAAUACAAAAUGUGGAAUUGGUGCAGAUCCUUUGGUUUUAAGAGAUAUCCGAGACCUCUGUGAUGAUAGAGUUUUCUUUUUCCAAUGCCUGCUAGAGAGUGAACUGACAUCAAAUUCAUCGACUGAAUUUACUCAUGAUCAAAGGAAUGCUAUGAUCCAGCACUGGGUGAGUGCAGUGGAGAACAUCCUACACUCCCACCCUCCAAACCAAGUGCUCUCAGCUCUUCAAGCUCUGACAUCCAGACAGCAGGUGGCAUUAGAGGAGAAGAUUGCAUCUUUUGAUGUAGAGCGGAGCAGUGACGGAUCCGCUUUAGGGUUUCAUUACAAGAAUGAUCACCUUAUAGAUGUGUCAGCUGAGGAAGAGAAGUUACCUCCUGUCAGAAGUCUAUUACAGUCUGCCUGGGAAGAGGUGGAGCACAGUUAUAUUGAAUUAUUACAGACUCGCUGCAGACGUGGGCAGCUGAACACUGAUCUUAAUGCUUUGAUGAGAAAGGCAAAGGUUGGUGUGCUGGCACCAGAAACAGACCCACUAACCAGGAGUGUGUUUGAGUUGGAGAUGGAGGGAGUGAAACAGGCAGGAGUUAGAGACAGCAUCAGGGAGCAGUGUACUCUGCUACAGCUACAAGCAAGAGAAGGACAAGAGGCCAUCAGGACCCUUCAGACACAGUGGGAAAGUGUCAUGGACUUCAGACAGCUUGUGGACAGGAGACAAAAACAAAUACAGAGCCUAAUCAAGGGGAACUCCUCUGUGAAGACUGAAUUAACCACUGUCCAUGCAGAGGUUGGACAGUUUGUGCUGGAAGAACUCAGUCCUCAGUUUGGUAAAAUUAUUAAAGCUUGCGAAGGACUGCAUAACUCUGUGUCAAAAGGGGUCAUGCACUUCAGUUUUGUAUCACUGGCCGCACUGGACCGCAGGGUCAUAAAGGGGGGGAAGAAGCUACCAGCAGCACAGCUUUCCAUUCACCGGAUACAGUCUCCUGCUUUCCACAAACUCUGUGAAAGUCUCUCAUUUCCCAUGUAUAUGGCUCCAGAGGAGUUGUGGUCUCAGGCUGCAGCCCAGAGGCUGGAGCUACGAAAUUUUCACAGACUCCUUCAGCUUCUUUCAGAGUCAGCAGCAGACAUGCAGAAGCUGACGGCAGAGCUGCCCUCCCCCGAUCAUCAGACUUUGCUGCAGAAAGUGAAGAUGGUAGAAGGAGAGAUUCUGCACACGUUGCUCCCUCGGGCCUGUGAGGUAACCCAGAGGUGCUCUAAGGGCCUGCUUUAUGCCGAACAAGUAAUAACUGCUAUCACACACUGGUGGGAGCAGCCUGGUCAGUUUGCCCUGCCAGAGAUGCAGAGAGAGGGUCUGACUUUCCAACAGUGGCUACAACGAUGGAAACUGGCAACAAAGACUCCUGAUUUAGUUGUCAAGUUUUAAGAAAUGAAAAUCUUAAUAGACAGUUUCUGUACACAAGUCAUUUCAAUUUACCUUUUUAAAAUAAACUGAUUAGCAU
This is a messenger RNA of Xyrauchen texanus (razorback sucker), 2113 nucleotides long. RefSeq names its product HAUS augmin-like complex subunit 5. The record is from RefSeq and is a predicted model, not a curated record. The coding region runs from base 79 to 2037 and encodes 652 amino acids. Gene Ontology annotation, biological process: centrosome cycle; spindle assembly. The transcript is spliced from 19 exons. Lineage: Eukaryota; Metazoa; Chordata; Actinopteri; Cypriniformes; Catostomidae. Gene Ontology annotation, cellular component: centrosome; HAUS complex.